AUGGUACGAGUGCCUGCUCUUCGUGCAGCGCUGGCACUCUUAUUUGCCGCGAGCCAGCGCCGUGUGCGGGCAGGCAAAGACACCCACACCUACACGGCCGGAGAAGAUGUUGUCGUAUGGACAGACAAAGUGGGCCCGUACAACAACCCGCAGGAGACUUACGAGUACAGUACCCUGGGCCUUUGUGAGCUGGAAGGUGAGGAUAUAGCUGUGGAACAGGGUGAGCUUUCCAUCGGUGAGACUCUCGAAGGCCAUGCCUUUUACUCCUCACCUCGGUUGGAUAUUCAUUUCGGGCAGAACAAAGCCCACACCCAGCUUUGCAGCAUGGUUUUGACUGAAGAGAAGGCGAAGGCCCUCGCAGGCAUGAUCAACGACAAUUACUGGUACCAAAUCUACAUUGACGAUUUGCCCAUAUGGGCGUUCGUUGGCGAGCACUCCAAGUUCGCACUAGAUGUCAGUCGGUUCUCCAUGAUGUACCGGGACAACAACAGGUCACUACAGCUGCCGUCUUCGGGUUCGGGAGCUGCCCCACCGGUCCCCAAACACUUGAAGGGUAAACCCCUUCCUCGCAUCUACACUCAUCGCCACUUCACACUCUUCUACAACAACGAUCAAAUCAUCGAGGUAGACAUGGAGCCAUCCUCACCAUGGCCAAUUUAUGGUGGUGCGCCACUGAACUUGUCCUACACCGUCCAAUGGUUUCCGACCAGCAACGAGUUCAAGGACAGGACCAACCGAUACCUGGAUCCAAAGUUUUUCGAGCACAAGGUGCAUUGGUUCUCCAUUGUAAAUUCCUUCAUGCUCUGCCUGUUUUUGUGCGCGGUGGUCGCGAUCAUCUUGAUGAAGACGCUGAAGCGCGACUUCACGCGGUACUCGGCCAGCGAGGCUGAAGAGCUGGAAAACUUAGAUGGGGUCGGAGAUGAGAGCGGGUGGAAGCAGGUGAAUGGAGACGUGUUCCGAAAGCCAGAUCAUCUGGCAAUUUUCACCGUGGUGUAUGCUUCGGGAUGCCAUCUGGCUUGCACAGUCUUCAUUGUCCUGAUCUUCGCGAUAUGCAAUUCGUAUUACGCAUCACGCGGAGCUACUGCAGGAUCCUUCGUCAUAGCGUACCUGUGUACAGUUAUAGUUGGCGGGUAUGAAGGUGGAAGAAUAUUCCGCAUGUUUGGAGGCCAGCACUGGAAAAGGACGAUGGUCUACCAAUGCUUAUUCAUGCCCGGCAUUGCCUUCAUUAGUUUCGUCGUCAUCAACACGACAGCCAUCUUCUACAGAGCCACGAUGAUAGUGCCUUUCAAGACAAUCUUCAUUAUCCUGGUCCUGUUCCUGGCUGUUUGCGUACCCCUGCACACCGUUGGAACACUUCUUGGGCGGCGAGCUGCUGCAGAGCGCUCCUUCCCUUGCCGUGUGCACCAUCUGAAGAGGCCCAUUCCAACAAAGCAUUGGGCUUUCACGCCCAUCAUGACGAUGGUUGCAGGAAUUGUGCCCUUUGGCUGCCUCUUCAUCGAGAUGUAUUUCAUUCUGUCUGCAGUUUGGAGCCACAACAAGAUCUACUAUGUCUAUGGCUUCAUGUUUGCGAUUUUGAUAUUGCUUUGUCUGGUUAUCGUGUGCGUCAGCAUUACCUGCACCUACAUCCUCCUCAACGCGGAGGAUUACAGAUGGCAGUGGCAAUCGUACAUCAGUUGCGCAGCCACAGCGCUGUACGUUUUCGCAUACACGAUUCAUUACUUCUACAACUCUACUCAGAUGUCUGGCUUCCUGCAGACGGUGUACUACUUUGGUACAUCGCUGAACUUCUGUAUUGGUCUUUCUUUGUUUUGUGGCUCACUGGGCUUUAUUGGCGCCUCCAAGUUUGUAUUCCUCAUAUACAGCAACAUCAAAGCGGAAUGA
Messenger RNA from Symbiodinium natans, 1881 nucleotides. The record is from the annotation of a GenBank genome assembly. Lineage: Eukaryota; Dinophyceae; Suessiales; Symbiodiniaceae.